AUGUCUGCAGUUCCAUUGGAUUUCACGGUUGCCAAGAUAGUUUCCCUCCUUGAAAAUGAGGCAUCCCUGGUGGGAGGAAUUCAUGCCGAGCUUUCCGAAAUCAAGAAUGAGCUGGUAAGCAUGAAGGCCUUCUUAACAGAUGCUGAUAAAAAAGGACUGAAACUGGAAGUAGAGAAAGCUUGGGUGGAAAACGUCAGGGUCAUAGCCUACAACGUAGAAGACAUCAUUGAAGAAUUUAUGUAUCUCUUGAACGGGUCGAAAAUGAGAGGCAAAUUCACAAGGUUUCUCCAUCAUACCAUUUUCCUGCCGAUGAAUCUGUGGGUAAGGCGUCAAAUUGCAAUGAAGCUGCAGAAUGUCAAUAAUGUGAUCAAAACCAUUCCAGAAAAACGUCAAAGAUAUGGGAUUGGGGUCAAUCCCAUAAUGGAUACGGCUCAUGUUGAUCCCAAGCGUCUGAACAACCGUGAGCUACGAAGGACUGUUAUUUCGGUGGUGGGGAUGGGUGGUUCGGGGAAGAUAACUUUAGUUGCCAAAGCCUUCAGCAGCCCAACUGUGAAGCAACAUUUUGAUUGCUAUGCCUGGAUCUCUGUGUCCACUGGUUAUGUAAUUGAGGAUUUACUUAAAAACUUGAUUGAAGAAUUCUACCAAACCAAGAAGGAAUUGAUACCAAUGGACUUGAACACCAUGAGCUACAGACAGCUAGUAGAGAUACUAGUGAAUUACUUAAAGGGCAAAAGGUAUAUAGUUGUUUUGGAUGAUGUCUGGACCAUUCAUCUCUGGUUUGAAAUCAAAGGAGCACUUCCAGAUGGCAGGCAUGGCAGUCGGGUUUUGCUUACAACUCGAAAAGAAGACAUUGCUUCCUUUUCUUUUGGAGUUAGAGGUCAUGUACAUCGUAUCCCUCCACUAGGAAGGAAUGAAGGAUGGGACCUGUUUUGCCUGAAAGCUUUCUCAGGUAAGCUAGAUAAUUGCUGUCCUUCGGAGCUGGAAAUUAUUGCCAGAGACAUUGUCGAAAAAUGUGCAGGUCUACCUCUUGCAAUUGUGGCUUUGGGCGGUCUUAUGUCCACUAAAAAAUUGGAGUCAGAGUGGAGGAGAGUUAGUAAUAGCUUAAACUGGGAACUAUGCAACAAUCCAAUGCUGGAAGUAGUGAAGAGCAUCUUGUUGCUUUGUUUCAAUGAUUUGCCUUACAGACUCAAGCAUUGUUUCUUGUACUGUUGUAUUUUCCUGGAAGGUAAGCUGAUCCGCCGGAAAAAGAUAAUUAGACUUUGGAUGGCAGAGGAAUUUGUGGAAGAGAUUAAAGGAUUAACACCUGAAGAGGUGGGUGAGGGCUAUCUUAUGGAAUUAAUUUCCCGCAGCAUGCUCGAAGUCACAGAGAAGAACCCAUCUGGUCGGCCAAAAACAUUUAAAAUGCAUGAUCUUAUGCGAGAACUUGCUCUUUCAAUUUCAGACACACAGAAUUUUUUUGUUUCCUAUGAUGGACGAAGAUCAAAAGAAGAGACCUGGGCACGCCGCCUGUCAAUGCAAACAAUUGAUGAUAGAAUCAAGGCAUACCCAAUAAGCUUGUCAUGCCUUCGUUCUCUCUUUGUGUUCCUUACUGAUACAGUCUCUUCUUUCUCCUUGCAAUCAAUGUUUUCAAGCUUCAGACUUCUAAGGGUCUUAGAUAUGGAAUAUGUCCCUAUUCAGAAAUUGCCAGAUGAGCUUGGCAAUUUAUUCAAUUUAAGGUUCUUGAGCUUGAAAGGCACUAGAGUGGAAAACCUGCCAAGUUCUGUGGGAAGACUUUACAACCUACAGACUUUGAACCUUUACCUGACAAAGGUGAAGGUGCUUCCCAGUGGGAUUGGAAAGCUGCAAAUUUUACGGUAUUUGAUUGCCUGCCAUUACAAUCUUCAACUAGUCGAUGAUUUCAAUUAUGUCACAGGGAUGCAGGCACCAUCAAGUGUCACGAAGUUAAAGGACUUGCAGGUUUUACAUUAUGCAGAGGCCAGUGAUGAUAUAGUGAGACAUGUCCACAAUCUGACCCAACUCACUUGCCUUGGUAUGACAAAGGUGAGAGGGGUGCAUGAGAUAGAGUUAUGCAGGUCAAUCCAAAAAUUGAAUCGUCUCCGCCACUUGUCUCUGAUGGUAAGGAAACAGGAGGAAGUCCUGAAACUGAAUGCAUUAUCAAAACCUCCUCCUCUUCUCCGGAGACUCAAUCUGAUUGGAAAAUUGGAGAGAGUUCCAUCUUGGUUUGGGUCACUGGAUAGCCUUACAGCCUUGUACAUAAGCUGGUCAAGACUCGAAGAAGAUCCAGUCCCUCACAUCCUAGAAUUACCCAAUUUGCGAAGGCUUACCCUUGUCAAUGCAUACGCAGGGAAGCAAUUAUGCUUUCGUUCUGGCUUCUACAAGCUCAAGACUUUAACAUUACGAAAUUUUCGUGGGUUGAAUGAGAUUAUAAUUGAAAGGGGGGCAAUGCCAGAUAUUGAGAGCCUUUGGAUCAGCAAAUGCAUGGAGUUAAUAAUCCUGCCUCGAGGCAUUGAACACCUUACUAGUCUCCAAAAUAUGAAUUUGGUAGAUGUUUCAGAGAAUGCAAUAGAUCGCAUACGUGGAGAAGGAAGUAUGGACCGUCCUAAAGUACAGCACAUUCCUUCGAUCAACUAUUACUACCAGACAUUAUCAGGGUGGUAUCAUGAAAGUUUGGCCUGA
Messenger RNA from Ilex paraguariensis (yerba mate), 2676 nucleotides. The record is from the annotation of a GenBank genome assembly. NCBI's taxonomy places the organism in Eukaryota, Viridiplantae, Streptophyta, Magnoliopsida, Aquifoliales, Aquifoliaceae.